AUGACAGAAGUGGGGGCGAGGAUUGACAGGGCCCUUGGAAAGGGACUUGACUUAAUCUGUCGUGCAAUGGCAAAUAGCCAUCAUGACGAAAAUUGCCGACGCGAAAGCGAGAUAGGAAAUAUCCAUGAGGUGCAGCAGAGUCAAUUUGUCGCGACCUCGGGGCUCGGGUCAGCGAGCACCUCAGACGGACUGAGCAGCUUGUGCAUGGAGAUGUCGCAUGGAUGCAUGUGUAAAAGAUGGCAGCACCAGUUGGCUCGAAACGAGCGAGUCAGGAGGAUUUCGCGUGCGCAGGUGCAGGAAGGCACUCCUAGCUCCAAGGCACAAAUUGAUUGUGAGAUCACCAGUCAGCAGCGGCGGUUUCGCUGGCUGCAGUCGAAAUCGAGCAUCCCAGGCGGCUGGCAGGGAUCGGGCUUAGGGGGUGGUCGGAUCCGACCUGUGGUCAAAGUGCUCCACGACCGAGUAAAGUCGAGUGGGAAGCUUGCGGCAUCCCCUCGCGCGCCGCUUUUGCAGUCCCACCUUCAAGUGUAUAUCUUCUGCGGUCUUCAUUCCGCAGAUUGGCCCAAGACUCGUUUCCUCAUGAUGGACGGUAAAAACAGCAUCGGAAGGAAGGUAUCAUUGCUCAACGACGACUCGCACACUGCCGCCGUAUUGCCCCGUCUGCCGCCGCUGAGCGUCUACUACCGGGCUACGCACUCGCACUCGCGCUCGCCAAGUUUGGCUUCGUCGACGCCCAGCGUUUCCCCACAAACUCCCCGAUUGGUGAGAAGCGAAUCGUCGGAUUCCCGCCAUCUUCCACUCUCACCUCUCACACCACCUCCAACAUCCUUCGACCACUUGCAUCAUUCCAAGUCGGCCCACUCUCUUUAUUUCGCCGGACCUGCCUCAUUUGCCAAAAUGGAUGACUCGACGUCCUCCAUCUACCCUCCGGUCCCGGACUCGCAGGCCGUUGCGCCUUAUCCAAUGCCCGUCUCGCAGCCCGCAUCAUCAACAACGCCAGCCAUGUCGCAACCCAUGGCGCUGUCUUAUCAACGCAGCUCCAACUCGCCUGUCUCCGAGUCAUCACGCGCCCCUGCCGCCAACAAGUCUUCCACCAAGAAGAACCAGUAUCCCUGCCCUUUGGCUAAGCACUACAACUGCAGCGACUUCUUCACCACAUCCGGCCAUGCCGCCCGUCACGCCAAGAAGCACACUGGCAAGAAGGACGCUUUCUGUCCCGAGUGCAACAAGGCCUUUACUCGCAAGGACAACAUGGAACAACACCGUCGUACCCACCAAAAUGUACGCGGCCCUUCCAAGUCUUCGACAGACGGUCGUGUCAAGAAGUCAACCAAGCCUGCCCCGCGCAAGUCCAUCUCUGGCCCUCUGGAAGCUGCUGCCGUUGCUCAACUAGAGGAGCACCAAUCUCAGCCCCCGCAACAAAUACCUCAACACCAACACCAAUUCCAGUCAGCUCAGCAACCCAUCAUGUCGACUAGCCCUUACUACAUCAACCCAGACCCCAUUCAACCUCUUCCUCAACCCAUUCUCUCCGACUUCAACAACACAAGGCCUCCGCUCUACCGCUCCAGCUAUCCCAGCUCGCUGGACUUCCUUCCUCCCCAAACCAGCCUUGUGCAAGACCCAGACCUCCACUACAGCUAUCCCUCACCCGGUCUUUCUAACGGCCUUGACACUCUAGCUCUGGCUGCCAGUGAUCACCGACGCAUGUCUGGCGAGGACUCCUGCUAG
This is a messenger RNA of Aureobasidium pullulans EXF-150, 1728 nucleotides long. RefSeq lists its product as uncharacterized. Gene Ontology annotation, biological process: regulation of transcription by RNA polymerase II. The transcript has 5 exons. Bases 1 to 1728 code for a protein of 575 amino acids. Gene Ontology annotation, cellular component: transcription regulator complex; PcG protein complex. Lineage: Eukaryota; Fungi; Ascomycota; Dothideomycetes; Dothideales; Saccotheciaceae. Gene Ontology annotation, molecular function: DNA-binding transcription factor activity, RNA polymerase II-specific; RNA polymerase II cis-regulatory region sequence-specific DNA binding. The record is from RefSeq and is a predicted model, not a curated record.